Hyaena hyaena (striped hyena) is the source of this 805-nucleotide messenger RNA. RefSeq names its product crystallin beta B1 (gene CRYBB1). Bases 25 to 765 code for a protein of 246 amino acids. NCBI's taxonomy places the organism in Eukaryota, Metazoa, Chordata, Mammalia, Carnivora, Hyaenidae. Gene Ontology annotation, biological process: lens development in camera-type eye; visual perception. Gene Ontology annotation, molecular function: structural constituent of eye lens. The record is from RefSeq and is a predicted model, not a curated record. The transcript is spliced from 5 exons.
UGCAGAGGUUUGCAGGUGGCGACCAUGUCCCAGGCUGUGAAGGCCUCAGCUACUGCUGCAGUGAGCCCAGGACCCGAUGGGAAGGGGAAGGGGGCCCCGGCUGCAGGACCAGCCCCCGGCCCCGCCAUGGCCCCCGCAUCCGUGCCCACGACAAAAGCGGGGGACCUGCCUCCAGGCAGCUACAAGCUGGUGGUCUUCGAGCAGGAGAACUUCCAGGGCCGUCGUGUGGAAUUCUCUGGGGAGUGCUUGAACCUGGGAGACCGCGGCUUCGACCGAGUGCGCAGCCUCAUUGUCACCUCGGGACCCUGGGUCGCCUUUGAGCAGUCCAACUUCCGAGGGGAGAUGUUCGUCCUGGAGAAGGGCGAGUACCCACGGUGGGACACAUGGUCGAGCAGCUACCGCAGCGACAGGCUCAUGUCCUUCCGGCCUAUCAAGAUGGAUGCCCAGGAGCACAAGAUCUGCUUGUUUGAAGGCGCCAACUUCAAAGGCAACACCAUGGAGAUCCAGGAAGAUGACGUGCCCAGUCUCUGGGUCUAUGGCUUCUGUGACCGCGUGGGCAGCGUGAGGGUCUCCAGUGGAACCUGGGUCGGCUACCAGUACCCCGGCUACCGCGGAUACCAGUACCUCCUGGAGCCCGGCGACUUCCGACACUGGAACGAGUGGGGGGCUUUCCAGCCGCAGAUGCAGUCCGUGCGUCGCCUGCGUGACAGGCAGUGGCACCGUGAGGGCUGCUUCCCAGUCCUGGCCGCCGAGCCCCCCAAGUGAUCCCAUCCGCACCCUGCUCUUCUCCCUAGCCCCACCCCUC